This is a messenger RNA of Triticum aestivum (bread wheat), 1242 nucleotides long. RefSeq lists its product as uncharacterized. The transcript has 2 exons. NCBI's taxonomy places the organism in Eukaryota, Viridiplantae, Streptophyta, Magnoliopsida, Poales, Poaceae. The record is from RefSeq and is a predicted model, not a curated record. The coding region runs from base 159 to 962 and encodes 267 amino acids.
GCACGCUACCCCUCCUGUUCUGGUUGGUGGGCCCAUCCCCUGCAGCCGGAUCUGCCUGGCGCUCGCUGCUCCUCCAACCUUUCUUUCCACUCCUCCCCAAGAAUUCUCACCUCCGGCCUCACACUCGCAGCGUGAGAGAGACAAGCGGAGCGGCGGCCAUGGCGCGAGAGCUGAGCAAGGAGAACCUGGAGUGGGUCCUCAUGCAGGCCAUGAUGGCCGCCAAGAACGUGCGCACGCAGCGCGACCGCCUCCUGGAGCUCCACCGCCGCCUGGAGCGCCACCGGGCCGCCCCCGCCCCCACCCCUGCCGACGCCGAGGCCAGGCUCGGGCAGAUCGCCUCGGACGUCUUCAAGGUCUACUACCUCGGCCUGGACCCCGGCGCCAGGAUGCUCUGGGUCUGCCUCGACGCCGCCGUCAAGAACCGCGCCGUCUCCGCCGUCAACAUCGCCUUCGCGCUCCUGCCCGACGAGCAGCUCUACGACGCGCUGCUCGCGCAGAAGCUCCCGGCCCACCCCACCACCCAGCCCCAGGCCAUCGCCCGCGUCGAGUCCGCCAUCUUGGCCGUCAAGAUGCUCGAGGAGCACCACCUCCCGCGCUGCGUCGAGUGCCUCGUCGGCGGCCACGCCCCCGUCCCCGGCAAGCCCCGCGACCCGGUCGCCGCCGCCACCGAGAGCCUCGCCAAGGUCGAUCUGUCCGACGACCCGGACGCCACCGCCAAGACCCGUCACGUAGCCAGCGAUGGCGACGUGGACAAGGCGCUCGACUACCUGUGCCGCGCAAACCGGAUCACGGCCCUCGCCAUCAAGCACAUCGACCUCGCCGUCGCCGUCCUCUCCCGCUUCCUCGACCGCAAGGAGCUCGCCCGCCUCGCCAAGUUGACCGACCGUGGCGCCUACCUAGGAGUUGAGAUUAGCCAGCCCACUACUUCACCUGAUCCAUUGACGCUGUCGACAUGGGACUGAAGGGUGGUGGGAUCCCUUUUGAAGCCAUGCUCCUCCUAUCACUCAUUUAAUGACUUCAUCUAUCAUCUUCAGUCAUUAUAUAUGCAGACUUGUGGUUUCAGUUCAGUUUGGUCAGAUUUAUUUAGUGCUAUGCUACUACUAUCUGUUUUUGACUAAUUCCUGGGCGGCCGUGGCAAUUUAUAUUAGCUUCACUAUUAGGGGUAAUCUAUGUAUAGUAGUGUAAUGUUGAACUGCAUCUUAUCUAUGGGACGAUCGAAUCGAAUCGCAGGAGGUAUCUUAA